Messenger RNA from Apis mellifera (honey bee), 1392 nucleotides. RefSeq lists its product as uncharacterized. The transcript is spliced from 4 exons. Bases 155 to 1015 code for a protein of 286 amino acids. The record is from RefSeq and is a predicted model, not a curated record. NCBI's taxonomy places the organism in Eukaryota, Metazoa, Arthropoda, Insecta, Hymenoptera, Apidae.
GGAACCCCAGUCGCGGUCCGAACUUCCCCGAGGAGAGAGAUCGAGGAACCCUCCCCCUAAACCCUCCCCUGGCGGUUUACAACCUGGACAAGCUGGGAGAGGCGAGAACGAUCGUGCCGUGACACGGGUUGGCCAUGAGACCGUCCUUCGUGCCAUGCAGGAAGGAAGUGUCGUCAUGUGCGCGUGUAAUAUUAAACCGUACGUUGCGAAACAGAAGCCACUGAGAGAGCUGGGCCGAUUGUGCCUGAGCGCGGGCGAGCAGAGCAACGAGGUCGUGACGGAAGUUCGCGCGGAGCCUCGUGGCGGGCUUCCCCUGCUCCAAGUAUGGCCGAGCGACUCGCCGAGGGGCGAGGCAGACGGACAGGCGCAGGCAUUCGUGUUUCCGGAUGUCCAGGAGAACGUCAACGACAGCGGCAUCGAGUCCAUACAGGCAUCGCCCUCGCCGUGCGGCGCGGCAAGCACUAGUCCAGCGGCCACGCCUCAACAAUCGCGACGCGCCAGCCUACUCCAUCCGGACCACGCUCGGCUGCAGUUGCACCAUUUGCAUCACAAUCACCACAAUUCCGGGGUUAAGAGUCCACCGACACCGGACAGGGCGUCCAUCGACGAGGAGCCCCCACUCCCGCCCAGCCCCUCGAGCUCGACGACGAGCAGCCUCCGCUCCAUGCCCAGCUCGGCGAACGCCCAAAUGCACUCGCAGGACAGGAGGCGUAGCAGCAGGUACAGCAUGUUCGACGCCCUGGACCUGGAAUACGCCCUCCUGAGGGCGGCAGCCCGCGGCUCCGUGGGCCCCUACUCCCUGUCGGAGUCCCUCCACAAGCUGACGUUCACGCAGAGCUUGGCCUUCCCCGCGCUUGCCCGGGGCCUGGCCUCGAAGCAGAGCGUGCCCACGAGGAGGCCCCAGCAGCACACCGAGAGCGGCUUGAACGCGUUCGCCAAGGUGGUGACAGCCCUCGUGCUGGUGCUGGUCAGCGUGCUCGUGUUCGGCGUGGUGUACAAGUUCGUGAGGACGUGAGGAUGGUUGCUGGUGCCCGACCGGCCGUCCGACUCCUCGCAGGAGUUCGAUCGGCCGGGCACCGGCGACGCCUUCGAUCACUGAGCGGUCGAAACGAUCCAAGUUUUUUCUCCUCGCACGGGCUCGAGGAGGAGAGUCUAUAUUCCGUGAUCUUCGUGGGUGGCGAAGGCCUAACCCUGGCUGAAUCGAAGGGGAUCUGGGAUUGAUUCCGGGAGGAGCAACUGUGCGAGCUUGAAAGGAAAUCCUCGAGAGAGGAUCGUGAUCGAAGAAAGAAAGAAAUUUCUAAAUCUUGAUACCGAGCAUUUUUACCGAGCGCAUUGUUACUACGAUUCAAUAUUUAUCGCCUCUCGCGGUAUUUUUAUGCAAAAAAAAAAAAA